AUGUCACACGUACUUAUUCCUCUUCCCAUCGUGUCCAUCAUCGGCCGUAACGCCUACAAGCUUCGGUUGCCCGAGGAGUUCUCGCGUGUGCAUCCAGUGUUCCAUGUCAGUCUGUUGGAGCCUUAUCGCUCUCGUGCUCCUGCGCCUUCUCCACCACCUCCUCCCCCUUCCCACCUUUUGCCCGAGGCGCUUCCACCUCCUUCUCCUCCCCCUCCCUCUUCGUCCCCCGCUUCUUCCCCUCCUCCCACCCUCCACCCUCCCCCACCGACCGCCGUCAUUGUGGACUCUGCCGCGGAUCGUGCCACCGGGCUUCGUUAUUACCUCCAGGUGCGCGCCGAUGAUGGAUAUGAUUACCGCUCAUGGGUCCCUGCUUCUCAGUUGCCGCCAACCGACCCCCGUGUCCGGCUGUUCCACAAUACCCACCCGGACAAGCCCGGCUAUGAUCGGCUGCCCUCGUCCCCUUCCCAGACGGGUCGACGUAGUACAAGAAGGAGAGGGAGGCAGGAAGAUUUGUCACACGUACUUAUUCCCUGA
Molecule: messenger RNA, 534 nt
Organism: Cryptococcus amylolentus CBS 6039
Lineage: Eukaryota; Fungi; Basidiomycota; Tremellomycetes; Tremellales; Cryptococcaceae
Exons: 1
Coding region: 1-534 (177 amino acids)
Source: RefSeq, a predicted model, not a curated record